Messenger RNA from Mucor mucedo, 1100 nucleotides. Its product is annotated as GATA zinc finger-domain-containing protein. Gene Ontology annotation, molecular function: zinc ion binding; sequence-specific DNA binding. Lineage: Eukaryota; Fungi; Mucoromycota; Mucoromycetes; Mucorales; Mucoraceae. The record is from RefSeq and is a predicted model, not a curated record. Gene Ontology annotation, biological process: regulation of DNA-templated transcription. The coding region runs from base 101 to 1045 and encodes 314 amino acids. The transcript is spliced from 7 exons.
AACAUGAACUUUUUUGGGUUUUCUAUAUUUUUUUUUUUUUUAUAUAUAUACAUAUAUUUUUUUUUUUUUUUUUGAAGUAAAAAAAGUUUAAAUUGAGCUAAUGGAUGUUUCGAAAUUAUGUAUUAAUGAGGAUGUUGUUAAUUCCAGUUCACCACCAAUAAAUAGACCUCGUUUAUUACCGACUCACGAAGACGAAAAUGUAAAUAAUAAUAAUUCAACCUUAUACCAGAAUACUCCCCAAUUCACCUAUCAACAAAAUUAUCAACUACAACAUCGAAAUCUAAAGAACUAUACGUUUCUACAGCAGAUACAGCCACCUCCUCCACCUCCGCUACCUUCUUCCACCAACACAUCGAAUUAUCCUCCUCCUCCGUUACCAUCGUUACCACCCAUCUCCUAUCCGACCGUUACCUAUGCUACACAACCACCGCCGGACAACAGCACUAAGCUUAAUCAGCUGUUGGAACAGUGUAACCUGAUUCAUUCAAGGAUUGGCAAAUACCGUGUCGAUCCACUGACAGAAUCAGAAAGAAGUCAAAUUAUUGAUCAAGUGUAUUAUACAGCCGAGACCAUGCUGGCCUCCAUUAAAGAACUACAGUCUGAAGAAACCCACGACAAUGAUAUCAAUAUGAUGGACGAUGUAUCCGAAUCCUCAAUGAAUAAUAAUAAUAAUAAUAGAAUGAACGAUGAUUCGCAAACUGACGAAUAUAAAAUGAUUAGACAAGCCCGAAACCUACAAGAUGCCAAUGCUAGACCGAAAUACCGUCGAAGAAGCAAACGUAGCAUGAUUGGACAACGAUGUCAUUCGUGUAAUACCACAGAGACACCCGAAUGGCGAAGAGGACCAGAUGGAGCUCGAACUCUAUGUAAUGCAUGCGGGUUGCAUUAUUCCAAGCUGCUAAGAAAGGGAUCGAUGACAGUUCAAACACAUAAUUUUGCUUUAGACAGUCCGCCAGGAAUUCAAAUACCUACUCGAAUCAUUCAAUAUCCUUGUCCUUCUCCAUCCCUGAUAAAAAAUAAUGACGAUAUGGAUGAUCGAUCUUAAAAAAAUAAAAAAUAAAAAAUUACGCACUAAAAAAAUAAAAAAAAAUAAAAACCCC